Messenger RNA from Schistosoma mattheei, 1605 nucleotides. NCBI's taxonomy places the organism in Eukaryota, Metazoa, Platyhelminthes, Trematoda, Strigeidida, Schistosomatidae. The record is from the annotation of a GenBank genome assembly.
AUGAGUACCGUCACUCUAAGAUGGAUAGGCGAUUUAGAUCAAGACAAACGUGAACAAGCUGGGUGUGUCAGUUCUUCAAGCGACCAAUAUCGCCCAAAAAAAAUAGAACUAAAGCCUGGCCAAAAAGAAAUCCGCAUUGGACGUAUUAACACGAAAAUCCCCCCUGACUAUCCAAUCGAAAGCUGCAUUAACAGCCGAAUGAUAUCACGAAAUCAUGCAACUAUAGAACGCUCGGCCAAAGGAGGUUCAAUUCUCUAUGAUCAUAGUAUGAAUGGGACCUACGUCAACUACACAAGAGUUAUGGGUGGGGUAACGCUAAAACAUGGAGAUAUUGUGUGUUUUGGGCAUUUAAAUGGGGCAAACCUCAAGCCUGGGGAGCCAGUAGCUCUCUUUUAUUCCGACCUGAAGUAUCGAGUGGAGCUAAGUGAUUCACCAACUAAGGAAAAUGUUGUAACUGGAACAGCCAAAAAACGCAAGUCUUAUCCCGCUCAGCCAGGUUCAACAGUGUCCUCUACUCAACGUUCUGAUGGGGAAGAUGAUUCUAUUGGGUCUAGUGAUGAGUCCACGGAUGCCAAGCGACCUAGAAGUAAUACAACUUCAAGUGCACAACGCACAGCUAACCGUCAAAAAUUCAAAAAGCCUGCUAGUUCAAAUCGUCAUAAGGUAGAUGAAGAGGAUGAUGGAGACAGCAAUGAUGAUGCUGAUGAUAGUUCGAGCAACAAACGAUUAAGUUCUGCAGGUUCCAAAACCAUCAAAAAACGUUCAAACGGUACGGAUAGAGUUAAAAAGUCUCAUUCUAAUUCUGUUUCACGCAAAUCUAGUGGAACAAAACCCGGUCAUAUACAUAAUAAAGAAAAACGCCGCUCUGGAAAAUCCAGCAAAUCUGGAGGUUUCGAUGCGGAAGAUGAUGCUGGUGGGGGUGAUAUGUUUCAUUAUGACAGUGAGGAGUGUUCAGCUAGACCAUGCAAGCAGCCUCAAGAUAUAGCAAUAGAUUGGAUUCAAUGUGAUCGUUGUACUCUAUGGUAUCAUCAAGAUCUUAUAGAGUCCUAUUUAGAGUUGAAAUUACACUCACUUCGUUCAUCCGAUUCGAAGCCAAUAAAUCCCCAUACUGUAACAAAAGUGCAACCACUUCAUGAUCAUGUGAAUUUAUCCAAUAAUGUAUCUAAAUCAAAUGUUGUUUUCACACCUUUGCCUUCUUCAAUUUUCUAUGAACCUUGGCAUUCUAUGUGGAAAUUUAUUAGAAUGAAUCCAAUCUAUGGAAUAGGCGGCAAAACUUUACCACUGAAAUCUAUAUUAUUUAUGGAUCCUAAGUAUAUUCCACCUAUUCAUUCAAUCUCAAAGAUUGAUAAUAAAAAUCUGCUCUCUUCUACUGAUUUGGAUUUCUGCUACGAAGCUCUAUUGUUUAUGACACAGGCUUAUGAGACUGUUGUACAAGUAACUUUAUUUAAAGACUCAAAAACGGAAAAUGGCGAGUUUAUGUGUUGUUGUGAUCCGUACUUGAAUUUACCGUGUCGUUUUGGUAUCACUGAAUUGGCAUCAUUGGAGGACUUUGUAAAACAACAUAUUUGGUCAUCCAUAUACAAACAAUUUGCAAUUGAUGAAUGA